Molecule: messenger RNA, 673 nt
Organism: Phanerochaete carnosa HHB-10118-sp
Lineage: Eukaryota; Fungi; Basidiomycota; Agaricomycetes; Polyporales; Phanerochaetaceae
Exons: 4
Coding region: 1-534 (177 amino acids)
Source: RefSeq, a predicted model, not a curated record
AUGGCACAGAAUCCAGAGUACCAUACAUUCAUGGACUACGAUGGACUACCGAUGGACGUGAAUCUGUCCGGCAUUGUUGUCCCUCAACAGGUGUUCCCGCGGCCGGCUGGUCAAAACGAUUUUAUUCCUCUUCCUCCCAUCAGGUUCUUCGUCAAUGGUUCCCUCGGGUUAAAUCUCCAGAGUGCCUUGGUACCUGACAAUGUACUUGACAACGCGGCCACUGCUCCAAUAUUGUCACUGAAUAACGACAGGGCCGCUCUACGCAUUCUUUGGCCUGGGUACGAAGGGUGGCAUUUGAACAAUGCUUUGGUCGCCACAGUGGCCAAUAAUCCCGCCACCAUCGCCAAUAUCGCAUAUCGGGUUGCCAGCCGUGUUCAAGAGUUCUACCAGGACAUGCUUACCAACGUUGGUGCUGUGGCAGAUUGGCAGCUACAGAGGAUUCCAUUUAGCGCUCUUCAUCUUGUUGAGCUGCGCAAUGUCUCACAGGGAUCCUGGCAGCCCGUCUUCUGCUAUACGGUACCCAACGGCGUCUAAUUUCCGGUGCUAGUUUGAUUCGCUUUCGAGUGUCUUUCCUUCGUUCACGCGCUCGAUACAUUAGGAGCUCCAUAUAGUUAUCAUUUGUCUCACUGGUUAUUUAUUACGAUGCAGCAGUGCCUAGAUUAUACAACACUGU